Encephalitozoon intestinalis ATCC 50506 is the source of this 360-nucleotide messenger RNA. RefSeq lists its product as uncharacterized. The record is from RefSeq and is a predicted model, not a curated record. Bases 1 to 360 code for a protein of 119 amino acids. The transcript has a single exon. Lineage: Eukaryota; Fungi; Microsporidia; Unikaryonidae.
AUGGAAAAGAAGAGCCUCCCGAAUGAUCCACAUUCAUUUGAUAUUGGUAAGAAAGGGUUUCUGAGCUACGAGGAAUACAGAGGAUAUUGCCUGAGUAUACUCAAACAACCGCUGGGAAAAAAGAAGAUGGGAAACAGAAUAGAAUAUAAUGCAGUAGAGUUUGCGUCAUGCGAUACAGAGAUUAGCGGUGUGUUUGACUUUCUCUCCUCAGGAGAGGAUUGCAUCUCCUUCCAAACACUGAAAAAGGCCACGUCCAAGCUUGACAUGAACAUCCCAGACGAAGAUAUAUCAAUAAUGAUAGACAUGUUCAACUCCGAUGGACUAAUAUCCAAAGAGCUGUUUUCAAGAUCAUUUGAAUGA